Molecule: messenger RNA, 2277 nt
Organism: Elaeis guineensis (African oil palm)
Lineage: Eukaryota; Viridiplantae; Streptophyta; Magnoliopsida; Arecales; Arecaceae
Product: probable transcription factor At5g28040
Biological process (GO): regulation of DNA-templated transcription
Cellular component (GO): nucleus
Source: RefSeq, a predicted model, not a curated record
ACGCCGUUGACGGAUUCAACGAUUCCAGAUCUCUCCCCGGACGCCAGACGGUAAGCCCACCCUCGUCCGCUCGCAUCCGCCAUCCGCCCACCGGAUUCGCCGCCCCCGGCCUUUUCCUUGAGACCUUAACCCUUGUAUUUAGGUACGCCCAACCCACGAACACACCUCCCAUCGUGACCAGCAAGUCCAUAUCCAACGGCCAUAAUCCUAUUCGAGACCAAUUCCUGGUGCAUCUAGACUAUUACCGGUACCAACUUUAACGUCUCCCUCCAGCUCCUAUCCAACCACCCCGUCUCGAACUCCAACCCUAACCCUAACACUAGCCCUAAUCCCCGAAUAAAUCGCACCCAAUCCCCCUAAACCCUAAUCCAAUUUGUCUCCGGCACUCACGCUUCUCCGAGAAGCCGAGACCAGGACGAUGAUGGCGUCCACCGCCGAAGACGACGAGCACGACGCCGCCGUCUACGACGAAGAUGACUCCGACUCCGACUCCGACUCCGACGAUGGCGUCGACUCCGAGGAGUACGACGACGACGUCGUCGACGGCCACUCGGCGGCGCUGCCUCCCCCUCCGGUCCCGGCCGCUGCCGCAGACCAGCAAAUACUUCGUUCCUCCUCCUCCUCCGUCGUCCCCAACCCUAACCCAAAUCCUUCCGCCUCCUCUCCCAUCCCCCAGAACGGCGCGGGCGGCGCGGGCUGGGGCGUCGCCUUCGUGGCCUCUCCCGACGGAAAGCGGCAGAGGAUCUCCCCGCCGGUGGAUGAGAGGAAGCCCCCGGCGGUGGCGUACGACGAGUCGCGGCGGAUCUUCCAGAAGCUAUGGACGGACGCGGACGAGAUCACGAUACUGCAAGGGUUCUUGGAGUUCACGUCGCAGCGGGGGACGACGCACGCCAACUACCAGCACGACACGGGGCCCUUCUACGACCAGAUCAAGGGCCGCCUUCAGCUUGAUUUCAACAAGAACCAACUGGUCGAGAAGCUCCGCCGCCUGAAGAAGAAGUACCGCAACAUGGUGAGCCGGAUCGCCGCCGGGAAGGAGUCCGUCUUUAAGAGCCCCCACGACAAGGCCACCUUCGAAAUCGCCCGCAAGAUCUGGAGCCCCAGCUUUAAGAGGACCCGCAACCGGGACUCAUGCAAUGCGCCCAACUGCCAGCUUCAAGAAAGAAGCAACCUUGUCCCCGUCGAGGUCGCCGAAGACGUCUUACUGAGCUCCGAUCAGAUGAUGUCGAGGUCUCGGAGAAAGAGAUCGGAGGGGGAGGUGGCGCGGGAGAUGCAGCUGGCCGUGGCCACUCCGGUGGUCUCUGUCCCCGUCGUACAACAGACGCCACGUUCAUCCGCUCCGAUCCCGAAUGCCAGUCUUAUCGAGCAGACGGUGAAGAGCUGCCUAUCGCCUUUGUUCAAGGAGCUGCUUCAACAUGCCAUUGGAGGGCCGUGCGCGCCGGGAGGGGCUGGUGACGGGGGAGCGGCGCCGAAUCCUCUUCUUCUGAGCGGUGCGGGCGGCUCAGGGGCAGUGCAGGUGGAUGAGAAGUGGAGAAAGCAGCAGAUUCUGGAGCUGGAGGUGUACUUGAAGCGGGUGGAGCUUGUUCAUGAGCAGGUAAAAUCGAAACUUGAGGAGCUUAGGUCGAUGGGGCGCAGCUGAUCAGAGGUUUUCUUCACAGGAAAAAGAAAAGAAAAGAAAAGAAAAGAAAAAAAACUUGAUGCUUAAGCUGUCAUACUUUUAGCAAUUUAUUUAUGGUAGCAUGUUAGAUCUUCUUUUUUUUUGUUGAAAGGUAUAGAGAACAUUUGAAACAAUGCUGCUUUUCUUUUUCUUUUUCCUUUUUUCUUCUUUUCUUUUUCUUUCUCUUUUGUUUAUAAAAUCCUCUCUCCUUUCUGUGAGUUUUCUUUCAGUUCAGUUUCUUUUCCUUGGUUACUGUGGUCUAAAACUUUCGUAAUGGAUGAACUGGAGGAAUCCUGGGAAGAGAAGGGUGAGAACAGCUAUCAUUUGUGUAUAUAUUCAAUAGUAAUAUUUAUUUUAGUUGUGGAAAUUAAUGGUCUGCGGACUAGCCCGUGUUGUUAUUUGAGUUGCAUGUGAACAUUGGCUAGAUGGUUUUUACCCUCUUGCUGUCAUGUGAUUAUCUCAAGAAUCACUUCUUAAAUUUUCAUGCGUGUUUGAAGUGGUCUUUGAAGAUAAGAUUUAGUUAUGCUGAAAGGAUGCUUUCUCUGUUUUCUUAUAUGACAAGAAGUGGUGUACAAUUCUUUUACUUGUGAAUGACAAAUGUUCUCCAUUAAACUGGAAAA